Messenger RNA from Purpureocillium lilacinum, 498 nucleotides. NCBI's taxonomy places the organism in Eukaryota, Fungi, Ascomycota, Sordariomycetes, Hypocreales, Ophiocordycipitaceae. The record is from RefSeq and is a predicted model, not a curated record.
AUGAUGCAGGCGCCGCUCGGACGCUGCUUGUCACAGGGCCGGUCGUUUUCCAGACACCGCGAGCACAUCUGGAAUGGCAGAAACUCCCCAAUCUGCUGGCGAGCUUUGCGGGCCGCGGGCGGUUUCAUGGUCCUGAACUGGUAUCGUGGGGCUCGCCGCGGUGACCUGCCCGCGGGCUUCUUCAGUCCAUCCACGGCGGCAAGGUGCAGUCAGGGUCUUAUGCCCAGAUGCUUCUUCACGGAUUCCGGGGCACAGCACGCGCGUGAAGUUCACUGCCCUCGUCCUGGUAGCGCGAGCUGCACUCAAGCCAGUGAGGGACAGGCAGACGACUUCUCUCCUCUCGCUGCGAUAACUGCCAGCAUCACAUCGAGCAGGUCUGAGGCAUCAUUCCUCAUCAGAAACGACAAGUUAGAAGUUCAGCAUUGCUGCUGUAUUUGCUGUCACCCGACAGACGAACAGCGAUCUGGCGUCGUGGUUCCCGUUUUGGACGAGAUGUAG